Messenger RNA from Trichoderma asperellum CBS 433.97, 594 nucleotides. The record is from RefSeq and is a predicted model, not a curated record. Lineage: Eukaryota; Fungi; Ascomycota; Sordariomycetes; Hypocreales; Hypocreaceae.
GGACGCUGAGGGAUUAAGUGCUGGCUGUCGGCUCCAAAGGCUUCUGCCGCCUGCAGAUGAUGCAGAUGAUGCAGACGAUGAUGAUAUCAGAUAAUGGGCUGGCUACACAACUUACAUGCGCAAAGCCCUGAACGGCAGCACCCUUCAGUUGCUGCAGCCUCUUUGGCUUAUACUAGUGCCACUUUUCUUUUUUUCUCUUCUUUUUUUUUUUUUCCUGUCCCUUCCUGUUGCAGGGACCACCGAUGGUUCCGGCUUCUCCCUCGAUCUCCACGUCUCGCCAGGGAACGCUGGCGAAUCGGCAGCCGGUUUGUUCUCGCCGUGGCCAAUCAGGAGCAGUGCGAAUCACGAAGGAGGAUGAAAGGCUGCCAGACCGGGGGGCAUGCCUGGUGGGACGCGCAUGCCUUGCCGCCUUACUAGCGAGGAGAAAUUUUAAAUGUAUGUGAUGUAUCGUCGUCUUUUUUUCCCCAUGGCGCUCGGCACGAAGCAGUUUUGGGCAAGUGGCAGCUGAAGGUGUCGUGUGAGAGUUUUUUUAGAAGCCCCGGAUUUGAUGAAGCUGGGAGCAUGUAACUUUUGGUCUAUGACGCACACAAUUAC